AUUCCAUUUCGGUGUAUAGAGAGAGAUUUCCUCCGAAUUUUGACGCUCUUUUCAACUUGGUGAGUCACUAUCGGUGAUUUGAAUUCCUAUAACUCAACUUCUGCACUUUAUCAUCACUAUUCUCUGAAAUACGCAUAAUCUUGUGAAAACAUUUCAAUAUUCGAGCUAUCCAUGGAUUAAUCUAUAACUAUCUAUGUUCAGGUAUAUGAUAGGUUGCUGGAUUCCAUUUCGGCGCUGUAUCAAACUCUUGUAGAAUUAUCUGCUCAGCAUAUUUAGUUCUUCAUUGUCUUAAAUUGUUGAUUGUUUGUUAUGAAUGGAAGAAGUUCGACUGAACAAGACGAAUUAAUCACAGUCAGGAGAUAGAGUUGUCUUAUAAUAAUGGUUAAUGCAAAUGAUCCUUUAGAUUCCUUAUUUGGUUCUUCCCUUCAUGGUUUUAAGGAUGCGAUGUGCUCGCUUGAAUCUGGUGUAAAACAUUUGCAGAACGAUAUUGGGCAGUUUUGGUCUGAUUCUAAGUAUGGAUCUAUUAAAAGCAAUAGUAAGAUUGACAACGAGUGGUCAUUUCUAGGGUUGCACAAGCGUCAAUUAUUUUGCAAUGGUGAUUCAGGGGGCAAAGAGUCAAAAGGUGAGGUUAGGGAUGACAUUAAGACAUGCUCAAAUUGCGGGCAAUCUUCUUUUAAGCAGUCAUUUUCACUCAAUGUAUUGUUUAAAACUUUUCCAAAUGAUUCUUGUUCUUUAUGUUCAUAUGGGCAUCAGCGGAAACAAAGUAUUUCAUUUGAAACAAAGGAGUGUUUGCAUUUAUACAAGACAACACAUCAACUAGAGAAUGUGAAAACUGAAGAGAAGAAAAAGUUUUCAAUUCAGAUUUUCACGGGCCUUGUUUGUGAGCAGUUGAUGCAGAACCUUCAAAAGUUUGAAUUGGGUAUUCAAGAAUUUUGUAACAAUGGAAAAAGGACUAAAGUAAACAGGUCCUUAAGAAAUUCGAUGUUUGCAAGAGUAAUGGGAGACAGUGAAGGAAGUGGUAGAGGUGCUUCACAGGAAGUGAAGAAUGAAUUGAUAGGGCAAUCUGUCAAGGAUCCAGACAAGAAGAUGCUAUUGUUAGUCCAUGAUUUUUUCAGAUAUACAGAAUCUGAAGGAAGGAAGUUUUUUGAGGAACUAGAUAGAGAUGGUGAUGGACGAGUAACGUUAAAAGAUCUUGAAGUUGCUAUGAGGAAGAGAAAACUACCUCUUUCAUACGCACAUGAGUUGAUGACACGAACUAGAAGUAACCUGUUUUCAAAAUCUUUUGGUUGGAAACAGUUUUUACCCAUUAUGGAACAUAAGGAGUCAACCAUUCUUCGUGUUUACAUCUCUUUUUUAUCAAGCAAGUCUGCACCAAUACAAAAAAGUGAAAUGUUGACAUCACUUGAAGAUGCUGGCUUUCCUGCCAAUGAAGAUAUUACUAUUGCUUUGCAAAGGCUUAUGAAUGCGGGUGCUGAAGAACAUGUUUCAUAUGGACAUUUCAGAAAUUAUAUGCUUCUUCUUCCAUCUUAUACAGGUGAAAAACAUUGUAGGGAAGACAAGCUGUCAUCAAGUUCUCUUCGCCUUCCAGCUACCAGCCUUUUGAAAUCUGCUUUUGCAGGAGGGAUUUCCUGUGCAUUUUCUUGUGCUUUAAUGCAUCCUAUUGAUACAAUAAAGACUCAAGUACAAGCAUCAACAACACUUAGCUUUCCCGAGGUUAUAUCAAUGCUUCCCCAAAUUGGAUUCAGAGGUUUAUAUAAAGGUUCCAUCCCAGCAAUAGUUGGACAGUUCUCAAGUCAUGGCUUGCGAACUGGAAUUUUUGAAGCAACAAAGAUUGUUUUAGGAAAUGUUUCUCCGUCCCUCACAGAAAUGCAGGUGCAAUCUGUAGCAUCCUUUUGCGGAACUUUUAUUGGUACUGCAAUGCGAAUACCUUGUGAAGUAUUAAAGCAAAGGCUACAAGUAGGUCAUUUCAACAAUGUUUGGGAAGGAAUAGUGGGAAUUUGGAGUCAGGAAGGACUUAAUGGUUUUUUCCGAGGAACAGGAGCCACUCUCGUCAGGGAGUUACCCUUCUAUGUCGCGGGAAUGGGGCUUUAUGCUCAAUCCAAAAAGGCAACUCAACAUAUUCUUGGACGGGAAUUGGAGGCAUGGGAGAGCAUGGCGGUUGGGGCGAUAUCAGGUGGGUUGACAGCAAUCAUGACAACACCUAUUGAUGUGAUGAAAACGAGGAUGAUGACAGCGCCAGCUGGACAACCCAUUUCGGCAACAAUUGUGUUUAUUUCCAUCCUCCAACAAGAAGGAAUCCUCGGAUUCUACAAAGGAGCCAUUCCGAGGUUCUUUUGGGUCGCUCCUUUGGGCGCUCUCAACUUUGCUGGCUAUGAAAUUGUAAACACAGCCAUCCAAUCAAAACCAAGACUGAAAGCUAAUUAACUCUAUUUGUUUCAUUUUUACUAAUUUGAAAUAUAAAAUAAAUGGGUUAUUUCAUAAGUUAUUUAGUCAAUUUAUCA
This is a messenger RNA of Impatiens glandulifera, 2501 nucleotides long. Its product is annotated as calcium-dependent mitochondrial ATP-magnesium/phosphate carrier protein 1-like. The record is from RefSeq and is a predicted model, not a curated record. The transcript has 8 exons. The coding region runs from base 379 to 2424 and encodes 681 amino acids. NCBI's taxonomy places the organism in Eukaryota, Viridiplantae, Streptophyta, Magnoliopsida, Ericales, Balsaminaceae. Gene Ontology annotation, cellular component: mitochondrial inner membrane. Gene Ontology annotation, molecular function: S-adenosyl-L-methionine transmembrane transporter activity; calcium ion binding.